This is a messenger RNA of Symbiodinium sp. CCMP2592, 390 nucleotides long. NCBI's taxonomy places the organism in Eukaryota, Dinophyceae, Suessiales, Symbiodiniaceae. The record is from the annotation of a GenBank genome assembly.
AUGCAGACACUGGCCGAGCUACUGGAGUCCUCCGAAGGGGCCCCGUUCCACGGUGGAGACCUGGGUCUGGGCACCAAUGAUGUCUCCGACGUUGGCUUCUUGGCGUUCUGCGCUGCGCUGCGUCCUGGACGGGGGACAGUGGGCUCUGUGAACCUGACUAGCAAUCGAUUGACCUCGGCGUCCGUGACUUGCAUCGCAGCUGCGAUGGAACGGUGGGGUCAAGCGCAUGACAUUGACCUUCCGCUCUCCGGCCUGGACAUUACCUACAACGAUGCGUCUGUGGACUCGGUCUUCGCCUUUCGCGCUGCGGUGGCCACGCUCUCCAUGAAGCACGCGGAGGCCUCGGCCAAGGGCGAUUUUCAGCACAGAUUCACAGCCGGCUGCGGAUGA